Molecule: messenger RNA, 1871 nt
Organism: Scomber scombrus (Atlantic mackerel)
Lineage: Eukaryota; Metazoa; Chordata; Actinopteri; Scombriformes; Scombridae
Gene: ankrd16
Product: ankyrin repeat domain 16
Exons: 7
Coding region: 88-1206 (372 amino acids)
Molecular function (GO): protein binding
Source: RefSeq, a predicted model, not a curated record
UCCAGCAUGUCUCCAGACUGUUCAGAGUAGUAUUUAGUCACAGUUGGAAGUCCAGCAGCAGUCUUUACCCCCCACCCAGCAUCCAGCAUGGACAUAAACACUUUAAAACAGCUGGUGAAGCUCACUCAGGAGGGACAGUAUGGCUCUCUGGAGGAGCAGAUUACAUCAGGUGGCUCAGCGGCGGUGGAGACUGUCCGCUGUAAACACUUCGGCCGGUCCGGAGACACCUUACUGCACUACGCAGCCAGACAUGGACACCUGGACAUUGUGGAGUAUCUAAUUAAGCGGGUAGGCAUGGAUGUGGAUGUGUACAACAACGACUACAAGAGGCCAUUGCAUGAAGCUGCGUCCAUGAGCCAUCAGAGCUGUGUGAGCUAUCUGCUGCAGGAAGGAGCCAAAGUGGACAGUUUGAAGAAGGCUGACUGGACUCCUCUGAUGAUGGCCUGCACUCGGAGGAACCUCGAGGUGAUCCAGGAGGUGCUGUCCCAUGGCGCCGACCCGGGGCUGAGAAACAAGGACGGCUGGAACUCCUUCCACAUCGCCUGCAGAGAGGGUGAUCCUGUGGUCAUACAGCACCUGCUUCUCAACGCGGCUGACGUCUGGAGGACGGAGAGCACGACGCGCAGGACGCCACUGCACACUGCAGCGAUGCAUGGCUGCGAGGAGGUUGUAAGGAUCUUGCUGGACAGAUGUGGCUACACCCCAGACACCCGGGACAGCUGUGGAGUCACUCCUUUCAUGGACGCCGUGAGGAACGGACACGUCUCAGUGGCCAGGCUGCUUUUAGAGAAGCACAAGGCUUCUCCAACAGCAGCUGACGUACUCGGGGUUCAGCCGGUGCACCAGGUCGCUGUCACGAGCCAGGAUGAGGCGCUGCGGUUCCUGGUGAAGGAGCUCAACUUAGAUGUGAACCAGAGGGCGACUGCCAUCCAGCUCACUGCCCUGCAUUACGCUGCCAAGGAGGGCCACACGUCCACUAUAAAAACACUGCUGGAGUUGGGUGCAGAUCUUCAUGUUCGGGACACAAAGGGAAGAAGUGCUCUUCACAUGGCUUGCAUUGGGCAGCAUGCAGACGCAGCCAGGACACUCCUACAGCUCGGACUCAAAGACUCAGAAGACACAUCUGGAGUAACAGCACGGCAGCACGCCAAGAGACCAGACGUAGUGAGAGUGUUUGAGUGUAGCUCACCAGAUAGGAACAGUUAAUAUUCCCCAGUGAUACGAUAUAGGUUAUGUAUUAUUUAUUUAAUAUAAGUAAGACAAAUAACAUGAAACAUGGCACGGGACUGCAGUCAUCAGUUCGAUAACCAAUCUUGUAUUGAGUUGUGUAGUGUAUUCUCAAGAAAUGUGUGAACAAAAGUGAAAUUAAAUGUAAUAAUCUGCAAGCAAAACAACUCAGCUGCUAUGAGAACAUUUGUGGUAACUUAUGAUGGAUAAUAUUAGCAAUCUUUAGAAAGACAGUGUUGUUACUGAUAAAAAUAGAGUCAGAUUGACUUUAUGACUUCUUUCCGCUUGUCUUAUCAUUAUCCUGUAACUCUAACUCAUGACACCAGUUCAACAAAAACUACAUAGUCAAGCUUUAAAGUCUUUUAUUUUAUUUACAUGAGACCUGAGCUGGGUUCUACUGACUUCUUGAGACUUGACGUGGACUACAGACCUUAAUUGCGUCCGUGGCAAUGAGGACCGACCACAUCGACCCUUGCACGUAUGCAUAAUUGUUGUUAUGCUGCGCAGUGAUGUUGUGAGACAUGAUUGGACACGUUAAAGAUAAGCACACCUGCUCGACUGCACGCUUGCGUGGACGUCUGCUAGACUGCAAUCUCACAAAACAAGACCUAAGCUUUAAACAUCAGCAGUCAUGUCUGAUAGGU